Molecule: messenger RNA, 1596 nt
Organism: Alternaria hordeiaustralica
Lineage: Eukaryota; Fungi; Ascomycota; Dothideomycetes; Pleosporales; Pleosporaceae
Exons: 2
Coding region: 1-1596 (531 amino acids)
Biological process (GO): regulation of transcription by RNA polymerase II
Cellular component (GO): nucleus
Source: RefSeq, a predicted model, not a curated record
AUGAGAACGCGAGUCGACUCUCCUAUAGAGGGUAAAACGACUGUUACACCCCUGGACAUUGGGUCAACAGUAGCUGGCAUGGAGAUUCCCUUCUCCAUAAGCCCAACGAUGGGCAACAUCUCUAUGAUGGACUUUCCCAUGAUACAGGAUGCCAGAUACCUAUCUUCGCCAAGCCAGGACUCAUUGUUUGUGCCUAAAGCACAGCCAACAUCUCGGCUCUCUGGACCUGGGUUUACUUCCGCACCACACAACAGUCGUGUUCAGAAAACGUCGAAGAUGAUUCGUUCUCGGCACAAUGCACCGGGGAUACAAGAUGCUCUCUCCACUAUCAAGGCCGCUCCUGGCGCGUCUGGAAGUAACCAUGUCAAGAUUCAAAAGUCCUCACAGGGUUCUUCUUUAUCCAAUGCACCCCAGACUAAGGUUGAGCAGCAAGCGCUAGAGCUCAAGAGGAAGUCUGAACAGCGCUUGCAUUCACCGGAGCCUGUGGAUAUUGAGAGUCGCAUACUAGAGUUUCUGCAAAAAGCCAAUCGCGACGAUAGAUCCAGGAGGCCGUCCAAGUCUGAGAAGAAUGAUGCAUUGUUAAAGAUGAUGGCUGAGCUUGUUAACAAAGGCCCAAGAACCCCCGACACAGAACAGCGUCGCUCCAGCAAGAGCUCUUCAAACAAUGACAAGACAUGUCCGAUGUCUGGCUGCGAAUUUGCGGUCGCUCGUGAUUGCGAUCUGCGUAAGCACAUCAAGCGACACAACAGGCCUUAUGGAUGCACAUAUCCCAAGUGCCACAAACGCUUUGGCGCAAAGUCAGAUUGGAAGCGCCACGAGAACAGUCAGCAUUUCCAGCAGGAAGCCUUCCGCUGCGGCGAAGAACUUCAGACAGGCCAGGUCUGUGGUGUGCAUCUAUACCGCGAAGGAGCAUUCAAGAACCACCUAGAGAGGGAGCAUAAGAUGGCGUGUGAAGUUGCUCAAGAGCGUGUCAACCUCCGCAGGAUUGGCAAGAACUGCCAAGGCACCUUCUGGUGUGGCCUGUGCAAAGAUAUAGUGCGACUCAAAGAGCGACGCAAUGCAGCUUGGGAUGAGCGGUUUGAUCACAUCGCGCGUCACUUCGAGAAGGAGAGGAGAAAUAUCGAUGACUGGAUCUGUGCUGAAGAGAACCGACCGAAGAAAGAGCUGCUAGAAGAGAAGAAAAAACGAGACUACUUUGACGAUGAGGACGAGAGGGAAAAGGACGGCGAUGUGGAUGCUACCGGAGACGUGGAUGACGAUGUUCCACAGCCGCGACAGCCGCAUCCUCCUCCUCCAAACGACAUGCCCAGUAUGCUGAUGUCAAGCUAUGCAUCGAUGCGACCCUCGCCACUUGCAGGUGAUAUCGCGCUAGGAACUGCAGUAAAACGACAACGUUCAGAAGAUUCGGUAUAUGACGAACGACACCCAAAGCGAAGACAAACGACCACGGUAAUGAAUCGCUAUUGUGUAAGUUAUCUGUUUCAGCUGUUUGUAACAGUGCUAACAAGCACAGUGCGCAUGUCAGAACCCUUGCGGUGUUGUAGAUGUUGCUUGCGCCGACUGCUCACAUCGCGUAUGCGCCAAUUGCAGUGUUGA